AUGGACUCCACCGAAGGGACGUUCGACUUCAAAUUAUACCGCUAUACACCCUCGCUUGCGGCGGCAGUCCUCUUCCUUGUUCUAUUCGUUUUAAUCACACUAUAUCACCUGUACCAAGUCAUACGCUUAAAAUCAUGGUAUUUUCUUGUAUUCGUUAUUGGAGGAGUUUUUCAGAUCAUCGGCUAUAUCUGCCGAGCAAUAGCACAUAACGAUACCAACUCUAUACCCAUCUAUUCUAUCCAAACUAUCAUGAUCCUCCUUGCCCCACCUCUCUACGCUGCAUCGAUAUACAUGACCCUCGGUCGAUUAAUCCAGUACCUGGACGCGGAAGCACUCAGCAUCGUACCCAUAAGAUGGUUAACCCUGAUAUUCGUGAUCGGCGACGUAGUCGCAUUCGUCAUGCAAGCAGCAGGCGGUGGUAUAAUGGCCAGUGGAACUCUCAGCGCCAUGAACACCGGCGAGACAAUUACGAUCAUCGGUCUUGCCGUGCAACUCGCAUUCUUCAGCGUCUUCAUCGUCACCUCCACAAUCUUUCACUGGCGAAUUCACAAGAACCCCACGGAGAAAUCGUUACUCAAAACCCAACCCAAGUGGACGGACACUACCUGGGUAACUAUCAUGGGCGUACUUUACGUGUCCAGUGUGCUUAUCCUCGUGAGAUCGAUUUUCCGUUUGAUCGAGUAUGCACAGGGUAACGCUGGAUAUUUGAUCAGCCAUGAAGCGUUCAUGUAUGUCUUUGACUCGAUGCUGAUGUUCCUUACUAUGGUUGUUAUGAGCUUCUAUCAUCCUUCGAAGCUCUUGAACCCGAGUAAUAUGGAACGGCGGGGUGGGCAAUCGGAUGAUACUACUACGCAAUUGCAUCGGAUUGCGUCGGCUUAGUGUUCGUCGGAUCUACCAUCGCUUGUAUUUCGGUUUUUCAGAUACCUAUUUGAGUUCGUUGUUGUGGCUAUUACCAUUUGUCUUUGAUAGUGCACUUGCAUUUG
Molecule: messenger RNA, 983 nt
Organism: Aspergillus caelatus
Lineage: Eukaryota; Fungi; Ascomycota; Eurotiomycetes; Eurotiales; Aspergillaceae
Product: RTA1 domain-containing protein
Exons: 3
Coding region: 1-879 (292 amino acids)
Cellular component (GO): membrane
Source: RefSeq, a predicted model, not a curated record